AUGGAGCUCCUGGGAGAGGAGUUUGGGGACUUAUCUCCGCAGGAGUUAGCGGCUCCUGUCAGCACUGUAGCGGAUAAAUGGAAAUUGUUGCCAGCAUUUUUGAAGGUUAAAGGUUUGGUGAAGCAGCAUAUCGAUUCCUUCAACUAUUUCAUCAAUGUUGAGAUAAAGAAAAUUAUGAAAGCGAAUGAGAAAAUUACCAGUGACGCUGAUCCUAUGUGGUACCUGAAAUAUCUGAACAUCUACGUGGGCAUGCCUGAUGUGGAAGAAAGCUUCAACGUGUCCAGACCAGUGUCUCCACAUGAGUGCCGUCUCAGAGACAUGACGUACUCGGCGCCCAUCACGGUGGACAUCGAGUACACCCGAGGCAGCCAGAGGAUCAUUCGAAACGCUCUGCCCAUUGGAAGGAUGCCGAUCAUGCUGCGGAGCUCCAACUGCGUCCUCACAGGCAAGACGCCCAUGGAGUUUUCCAAACUCAACGAAUGUCCUCUUGAUCCAGGCGGUUAUUUCAUCGUGAAAGGUCAGGAGAAGGUCAUCCUCAUCCAAGAGCAGCUGUCCAAGAAUCGAAUCAUUGUGGAGCAGGACAGGAAGGGCGCGGUCGGAGCUUCAGUCACCAGCUCCACUCAUGAGAAGAAAAGCAGAACGAAUAUGAUUGUUAAACAAGGCCGGUUCUACCUGAGACACAACACUCUGUCUGAGGACGCUCCCAUCGCCAUCAUAUUCAAGGGUAUGGGCGUGGAGAGCGACCAGGAGAUCGUGCAGAUGAUCGGUACGGAGGAGCACGUCAUGGCCAGCUUCGCCCCGAGCCUGGAGGAGUGCCAGAAGGCUCAGAUCUUCACUCAGACUCAGGCGCUCCGGUAUCUGGGGAAUAAAGUGCGCAGACAGCGAAUGUGGGGCGGCCCGAAAAAGACGAAGAUGGAGGAGGCCAGAGAGCUGCUGGCGUCCCUCAUCCUGACACACGUUCCCGUCAAAGAGUUUAACUUCCGGGCCAAGUGCAUCUACCUGGCUGUGAUGGUCCGGCGGGUCAUUCUGGCUCAGGGGGACAACAAGGUGGACGACAGAGAUUACUAUGGCAACAAACGUCUGGAGCUGGCAGGACAGCUCCUGUCGCUGCUGUUUGAAGAUCUGUUCAAGAAGUUUAACUCCGAACUGAAGAAAAUCGCAGACCAGAUCAUCCCCAAGCAGAGAGCGGCGCAGUUUGACGUGGUCAAACACAUGAGGCAGGAUCAGAUCACCAACGGCAUGGUCAAUGCCAUCUCCACGGGUAACUGGUCCCUGAAGAGGUUCAAGAUGGACCGCCAGGGCGUCACCCAGGUCCUGUCCCGGCUCUCCUUCAUCUCCGCCCUGGGCAUGAUGACCAGGAUCUCCUCCCAGUUCGAGAAGACCAGGAAGGUCAGCGGGCCGCGCUCCCUGCAGCCGUCACAGUGGGGCAUGCUGUGUCCGUCCGACACGCCCGAGGGGGAGGCCUGCGGCCUGGUGAAGAACUUGGCUCUGAUGACGCACAUCACCACCGACAUGGAGGACGGCCCCAUCAUCAAACUGGCCUUCAACCUCGGCGUGGAGGACGUCAACCUGCUGUGCGGAGAGGAGCUCUCCUACCCCAGCGUCUUCCUCGUCUUCCUCAACGGUAACAUUCUCGGAGUCAUUCGAGACCACCCUAAACUGGUCAACACCUUCAGGCUCAUGCGCAGAGCCGGCUUCAUCAACGAGUUUGUGUCCAUCUCCACCAACCUGACUGACCGCUGCGUCUACAUCUCGUCUGACGGAGGACGGCUCUGCAGGCCGUACAUCAUCGUGAAGAAAGGAGUGCCGAUGGUGAAGAACAAGCACAUUGAAGAUCUUUCUCAGGGCUACAGAACAUUUGAGGAUUUCCUGCACGAAGGCCUGGUGGAGUAUCUGGACGUGAACGAGGAAAACGACUGUCAGAUCGCCCUUUAUGAACACAUGAUUAACAAAGACACAACACACUUGGAGAUCGAGCCCUUCACGCUCCUGGGAGUGUGUGCCGGGCUCAUUCCCUACCCCCACCACAACCAGUCGCCCAGGAACACCUACCAGUGUGCUAUGGGCAAGCAGGCCAUGGGAACUAUCGGCUACAACCAGAGGAACCGUAUCGACACCUUGAUGUAUCUGCUGGCUUAUCCGCAGAGGCCCAUGGUCAAAACGAAGACCAUCGAGCUGAUUGACUUUGAGAAGCUGCCAGCUGGUCAGAACGCCACCGUCGCCGUUAUGAGCUACAGUGGUUACGAUAUUGAGGACGCUCUGGUCCUCAAUAAAGCUUCACUGGACAGAGGAUUCGGCAGAUGCCUCGUCUAUAAAAAUGCAAAGUGCAUUCUCCGGCGUUACACCAAUCAGACCUUCGACAAGGUGAUGGGCCCCAUGCUGGACGCCGCCACUCGUAAACCCAUCUGGAGGCACAGCAUCCUGGACGCUGAUGGGAUCUGUUCCCCUGGUGAGAGAGUGGAGAACAAGCAGGUGCUUGUCAACAAAUCUAUGCCGACUGUCACCCAGACACCACUGGAGGGCAGUGCCCAGCCGGGACAGCCCCAGUACAGAGACGUACCCAUCAGCUAUAAGGGCUCAACAGACUCCUACAUAGAGAAAGUCAUGAUCUCCUCCAACGCUGAAGACGCUUUCCUCAUCAAGAUCCUCCUGCGGCAGACCAGGAGGCCCGAAAUAGGAGACAAGUUCAGCAGCAGACACGGACAGAAAGGUGUUUGUGGCCUGAUCGUCCCUCAGGAGGACAUGCCCUUCUGUGACACUGGCAUCUGCCCAGAUAUCAUCAUGAACCCUCACGGUUACCCCUCCCGAAUGACGGUGGGAAAGCUGAUCGAGCUGCUGGCUGGGAAGGCCGGGGUCCUGGACGGGCGCUUCCACUACGGGACGGCCUUUGGAGGGAGCAAGGUGAAGGAUGUGUGUGAGGAUCUCAUCCGUUAUGGAUACAACUACCAAGGCAAAGACUACGUCACCUCCGGAAUCACCGGAGAGCCUCUGGAGGCUUAUAUCUACUUCGGACCGGUGUAUUAUCAGAAGCUGAAGCACAUGGUUCUCGACAAAAUGCACGCCAGAGCUCGGGGCCCCCGGGCAGUCCUCACAAGGCAGCCCACCGAGGGCCGAUCCAGGGAUGGAGGGCUGCGUCUGGGCGAGAUGGAGCGUGACUGCCUGAUCGGGUACGGAGCCAGUAUGUUGCUGCUGGAGCGCCUCAUGAUCUCCAGCGACGCCUUCGAGGUGGACGUCUGUGGACAGUGCGGCCUGCUCGGGUAUUCUGGAUGGUGUCACUACUGCAAGUCGUCCUGCCACGUGUCCUCGCUGCGCAUCCCGUACGCCUGCAAGCUGCUGUUCCAGGAGCUGCAGUCCAUGAACAUCAUCCCCCGCCUCAAACUGUCGCGCUACAAUGAGUGAGCAGGUCAGGGACAGAAACACAGAAAGAGCGAGUAAAAGGUUCAGAGUCGGAUUUACUUUUCCGUCGUUUCAUUUGUGAGAAGGGGUCGAGCUUUAGACAAGCAGCAGAGGAUGGAGUGUAAAACUGUAAAACCGCCGAGACUUUUUUGUUGCCGUUAACAAAAAUCGACUGAUGUUCAGAACAAGUUUAUCCAGUUUUUUUCUUUAUGUUGAUACUUUAUCACCAUUUUUUUCUUUUGUAUGUGUAUAAUAAACACAAAAUGACCUGCUGGCGGUCAGCUGCUGUGUGUUGUACAGUUUGGUUUACUUUAUUUCUUUUAUUUAGAAUAAAUAACCUGCAGUCUUUGGGAA
Salarias fasciatus (jewelled blenny) is the source of this 3750-nucleotide messenger RNA. RefSeq names its product polymerase (RNA) III (DNA directed) polypeptide B (gene polr3b). NCBI's taxonomy places the organism in Eukaryota, Metazoa, Chordata, Actinopteri, Blenniiformes, Blenniidae. Gene Ontology annotation, biological process: DNA-templated transcription. The coding region runs from base 1 to 3399 and encodes 1132 amino acids. The record is from RefSeq and is a predicted model, not a curated record. The transcript has 28 exons. Gene Ontology annotation, molecular function: ribonucleoside binding; DNA-directed RNA polymerase activity; DNA binding.